AUGAGUCCGUGGGAGAGGCAGGUGUGCUUGGCGCCGAGUACCGAUCGAUUCGUGCCGAAUGAAUCGGAAAAAUCGACAAGAAACGACACAUGUACGACGUUUGGCCACAAAACUCGAAUUUCACCCAUAUUUCGAGCAUUUUUUCAGGCUAUUGGUACUUUGUGAGCGAUGCGAUCAGCAGGGAGAUAUUGCGACAAAGCGACGUUCUCGGAAAGUUGUGCUUCGCCGCCGCGUUUCCGCACGGCCGCGCGCUCGUUCACCAGGCGUUCCGACUUUUUCCGCGUGGCGCCGCGUUCGUGGAAGAGCACGGAAUUGUAGAAUUGUGUCGGCGGCUGUUCAUCGAACGCAUCACGUUCCGAGUUCGUUGGUCCGAAUCGCGAAAACAAUUCAUUGUACGAGAAACAUGGGGAAAUUUGCGUCUUUUGCCUUUCUCACUUUUCACGUUGCAGGUGUUCUCUCCGCGCUCGACGCGCGUGCUUCCGUCCGAACCGCCCGUGCUCCCGCUUCCGAUUCCGCCGAAAGCGCUUCGUUAUCUGCGUAAAAAGUCGGCGUUCGAGGCGUUGUUCAACACGAAAACAGCGGCCCACUUUAUAAUCGGAAUGGGCAAUUCGUGCGACUUCAGAUUCCACCAAGACUAG
Caenorhabditis sp. 36 PRJEB53466 is the source of this 638-nucleotide messenger RNA. NCBI's taxonomy places the organism in Eukaryota, Metazoa, Nematoda, Chromadorea, Rhabditida, Rhabditidae. The record is from the annotation of a GenBank genome assembly.